Messenger RNA from Scophthalmus maximus (turbot), 6001 nucleotides. RefSeq names its product ArfGAP with GTPase domain, ankyrin repeat and PH domain 2 (gene agap2). Gene Ontology annotation, cellular component: nucleus. The transcript has 19 exons. Bases 1210 to 4764 code for a protein of 1184 amino acids. Gene Ontology annotation, molecular function: protein binding; GTPase activator activity; GTP binding. The record is from RefSeq and is a predicted model, not a curated record. Lineage: Eukaryota; Metazoa; Chordata; Actinopteri; Pleuronectiformes; Scophthalmidae.
UGGAGCAAGGAGGGGCGCGUGGAGGGAGGGACGUUGGAGAUUCCUAUAACUGAAAGCCGGGGGGAGUAACGCAGAGUGUGAGAGAGGAGAGCUGCGCAUGUAUGUGUGAGGGAGUGUGUGCAUGUGUGUGGGAUGUGCUCUGGACUCGUUGAACCUGUGCGCCGGUGUCUCCGUCGGAAAGCCUCGCUGGCAGCCGGGGAGCAGUUGGAGCCGUGACUCGCCUCAGCGCCCCCUCCUCUCUGGACUGUCAUGCUCAACGCCUGAUGCGCCCAGAGGACACAGGCAGCCCGGGAGACAGUGAGAGGGGCGUGAUGGCCGGACGCGCCCUGACUCGGCCGUGCAGCUCCAGAUAUCCGCCCGGGCUUCCGUUGGCUUCUCCUCCUGAUCCCCUUCAUCCCUCAUCAAUGUCCUUCCUGUGCGUCCCCGCGAGGCUGCCUGCCUUCCUGCCGCCGCGCGCUCUGAAUGGAUGCUAAUGUCAACACACAUGUGUGGCUCGCAGUGAGAGCCCAUGAUCUGGACCUGGACCGCAUUCCGCUCUGGGUGUCUACUGUGCCAUGCUGCUUUAGGGUGACACUGAAUGAAUUUUUGAAAAAAACGCUUCACCUUUUCACUGUACAGCUGCUGUUCUCCACAUUAUUGAUGACGUAUGAUGCGGGACAGUUGUUAUUCUCAACUGAACGAAGAUUUUUCUGCCGUGAGUGAAGAGGACUGAGCAACAUGAUAAGAUUGGGGGGUUGCUGCACAUGGAAAUAAGGUCAAGUAAAUAAUUAGCAUCAGGAAGAGGCAUCAGACGCCAUAAUGAAGAUUUAUUGGUGAAUAGCUGCAUGCAUGUGCAGUGUGUAGAUUUUUAAUUGGGUGUUUUCUGGGAACAAAAGCUUCUCAGACUGCUCUGGCAGUGUGCUGAAGGUUGUCGACGAUUGGAUUCUAGUCUGUGUGCCAGAAAAAAUUCAAAUUACUGCGAACGAAGAAAUCUGUGACCAACAUUAACAUUCAAAACAAAGAAAUAGGGAUUUGGGGGAUGGAUGAAACCAACAGCCCCUCUGCUGCUGUAUCGUCUGAGGAGAAACUUAAUCUUCCGCCGUCUAAGUUUGUUGCCUCUGUCGUGCCGUCAGAUUCUUUCACAUCCCAACGCGCUGGCAAUCUGUCAGCUGUUCGGGUCACUCUGUCCGGUUUCAUUCAUCUACUGUGAGUCCACUGAAGCUUGACCACAUGAGCGGAGGCGGCGCCCUGCAGCAACGCACCACCUACCUCAUCUCCCUCACCCUGGUCAAGGUAGAGGCUGUGGAGGAGAAUGGAGGGGAGGCCAAGAACAGCACCCAGGGGAAGGAGGUGGAGGCCGGGUCAGGAGAAAGGGCAGGGGAGGAGGCCGGGAUGAGAGUGGAGGCCGAAGGUGUUGCCCCUGCACAGACUGAGAAUGGAGCUGGAGUGAUUUCAGGACAACCACAAAGAGCCGAGGAGGCUGGGGUUGUGAAGGGGGGGAGGUUGAGUGUUGAACUCAAAGAUGGAGAGAGAAAACCCCUCAGCCCUUUGAAAGACAAGCCACCGUCCACUGUUGAUGUUCCGAGUACAGGAGGAGAAAAGCCACCGUGCAACCUCUCGAUCCCCUCACCUGCUGAGAGAUCAACAAUUCCGAAGACAAAGUCUGCGGAGACGGACCUCACAAGGAUCGAGACGUCGCUUCCCACACCGGAGGCAAAGCAAUGCAGGUCUCCAUCUCUCAUCACAACUCCGCCAACGGAGGUGUGUGCCGAGCCCUGCCGCACCCCAACCAGGACCAGCCUCCCCAUGCGUCCGGCGGGACAACGGCCCGUGAGUCUCCUGAAGUCUCACAGCAGUGUGGCCACCCGUGGCCGCGACUCCAGGGACGGUAGAGAGCGCAGCCCCACCUCAGCGCAGAGCCUCGACCGCAAGGACUGCCGGAUGCCGGCGCGCUCUCCCGGCCCCUGCAGGGCCUCGUGGGCCGAGGCGAGCAGGCCCGAGGGAUGGAGGGACCUGCGGGAUGAGGCUCAAGGUGGAACACCUCUAGAGGCUGGACUUGGCCUGGCUGCAGUGAUGAGAGACAUGCCUAGGAAGGACAGACUCAAGGCAGGUUCGACCUCCCUGCCUGCACCUGCUACCCAGGCCUCCAAACCGGGACGCAAAGGUAAAAGCCGCACGCUGGAUAACAGUGACCUGAACAGCCUCUCCGAAGACCUGGGUCUGGCCAGGGAAGCCCAGCAGGCGCAGCAGGGCCAACGAGCCUCCGCCAAAGACAGGAAGAUGCUCAAGUUCAUCAGUGGCAUUUUCACGAAGAGCAGCUCCGGGGCGGCGGGGUCAUCCUCCACCGCACCUCCUGUCUACAUACAGAGAGACUCCAGCGAGGAGGAAGUAAAUAUUGCCAACAGCCAGGAGUGGACCCUGAGCAGAUCCAUCCCCGAGCUGAGGCUGGGCAUUUUGGGAGGUCUGAAAAGCGGAAAGUCGGCGCUGGUGAACAAAUACAUUACAGGCAGUUAUGUCGCACAUGAGAAGCCUGACGGGGGCAGGUACAAAAAGGAAGUGCUGGUGGAUGGACAGAGUCAUCUAUUGCUGAUCCGGGAGGAAGCUGGACCACCUGAUGCACAGUUCAGCAGCUGGGUGGACGCGGUGAUCCUGGUCUUCAGUCUGGAGAAUGAGGCCAGUUUCCAGGAGCUGUACCAGCUCUACAGCCAGCUCAGCACGUUCCGCACGGACAUCCCGGUCAUAGUGGUCGGCACCCAAGAUAAAAUCAAUAGCACCAACCCCCGUGUGAUUGAGGACCAGAGGGCCAGACAGUUGUGCAUCGACGUGCGCCACUCCCUGUUCUACGAGACGUGCGCCACCUACGGGUUCAACGUUGACCGAGUGUUUUCAGAAGCCGCCCAGAAGAUUGUGGCUCAGAAGAAGCAGGCGGCGCUGCAGGCCUGCAAGUCUCUUCCAAACUCGCCCAGUCACUCUGGAGGCUCCACACCUGGAUCAGCAUCGCUCCCGGGCCAGGCCAGUAAUGGCCCCAGUUGUGGCUACGCCUACUCCCUCCCCUCCACCCCCGUGGUCGGUCACAGAGAGCUGCGGGUUGCACAGGGAGAGGGGGGAGGCAGUGUCAACUCACGUGUGCUGAAGAGCAUCCCGAGACGGCCCUCCCUCUUCAAGAACCGGGACGCGGAUAAGAAAUCUGGUGAUCCUAAAGGAGACCUGAGCAGCGUGCGGGGCGUUCCCAUCAAACAGAGCAUCCUGUGGAAGAGAAGCGGUAGCUCUCUGAAUAAGGAGUGGAAGAAGAAAUACGUCACCCUGUCCAACAAUGGCACAUUGUCCUACCACUCCAGCUCCAGUGACUACACACAGAAUGUCCACGGAAAAGAAAUCGACCUGCUUCGUGUGACGGUCAAAGUUCCUGGGAAGCGUCCUCCGAGGGCUGUGGCUCCUGCGGGGCCCUCACCUGUCCCCCCAGGCUCCGUACCUGGAGUUAAUGGGAUGAGUAAGGAGCUGACGGCCGCUGAGAGCACCAGUACAGUUCCUCAGUUGUGUCCGGCCACCCUGUCAGUGGUCGACGAUCGGUCGGGCGGUUUGUCCCCCCAAGGCGGAGACAGAGGACUUCAGCGCUGCUCCUCCUCGUUGUCCGCCAAAGCACAAAGUGUCGACGCCCUUGAAGGGACAGCCAGUCCUUUCGCCGGAAAAGACCCCGGCCAGUCGUCUCCCAUGAGCGACAGGAAGAAGAACAGGAGGAAGAAGAGCAUGAAUCAGAAGGGGGAUGCAGCCGUCGGGCAGGCCGAAGCCAAGCGUAAAAUGUGGAAAUUAAAGAGCUUUGGUAGCUUGAGAAACAUUAAUAAGACAGAGGAGGAGAACGCAGACUUCAUCGUGGUGUCGUUCACUGGGCAGACGUGGCACUUUGAGGCUCAGAGUCUGGAGGACAGGGACUCGUGGGUGACGGCUAUAGAGAGCCAGAUCCUGGCGAGUCUGCAGUCGUGUGAGAGCGGCAGAAACAAGGCUCGUAGGAGCAGUCAGAGUGAGGCCGUAGCGCUGCAGGCCAUCCGUAACGCCAAGGGCAACGGGCUGUGUGUGGACUGCGAAGCACCGAAUCCCACCUGGGCCAGUCUCAAUCUGGGUGCGCUGAUCUGCAUCGAGUGCUCCGGGAUCCACCGAAACCUGGGGACCCACCUGUCCCGCGUCCGCUCACUGGACCUGGACGACUGGCCCGGAGAGCUCACGCAGGUCCUGGCUGCCAUCGGCAACCACAUGGCCAACAGCAUCUGGGAGAGCUGCACGCAGGGCAGGACCAAGCCCGCGCCCAACGCAACACGUGAGGAAAGAGAGUCUUGGAUUCGUGCAAAGUAUGAACAGCGGGCGUACGUUGCGCCUCUUCAGCCGGCCGCUGACGACAGUAUGCCGGUGUGGCUGCUGUCUGCGGUGACCGAGCGAGACCUGCCCAGGCUGCUGCUCCUCCUGGCCCACAGCACCAAGGAGCAGGUCAACGCUCAGCUGGCCGGGGCCACUUCGCCGCCUCGCUCGGCCCUGCACGCUGCUUGUCACCUGGGAGACGUAGUCAUGACCCAGCUGCUCGUCUGGUACGGAAUCGAUGUGAGAGCGAAGGAUAACCAAGGCCAGACGGCCAUGAUGAUGGCCAGGAAAAACGGGAGCAAGGGCUGCAUUGAUAUUUUGCACCAGCACGGCUGCCCCAGCGAGACGUCCCCCAUCACUGCCACGCCCGUCCUCUCCCGCCGCUCCAGCACUGCCAGCCUGGGCCGAACCAGCUCCAGGAAACGGGUGUCGUAGCGUAGACUGACGAUGCUGCCGCACACAUGGGGGGGCUGCUGCUGCUGCUGCUGCUGCUGGUGGUGAUGGUGAUGAUGUGGUAACUGUGAGGAUACAAGCAGAGCUGACUGUGUACUAUAAGAGAAAUUACAGGACUAUAUCAUAGUACUAAUGAUAAAAAAAAAAGAAUUGCUUCUGAAGACUGAACCACAUAUCAAAGAAACUUAAAAAGCAAUAUUGAUUUUGAUUUGUCGACAACAGAAAUGUUGCUGAAAUACUGCGUUGUUGUUGACCUCGUUUCAAAAUGACUCCAGUAGAACUUUGUAGCCGUCCUCUGUAAUUUCAAGAGCAGACGAUCGCUCUGCUUCGGUUUUCACUUCCUCCCCGAAGAAGUGCAAUAAGCCCGCCGCGAUGACGAAAAGGCAACACGUGUUGGAGUGAACUGCGUCGGGCGACUGUUUGGUCACGGUUGUGAGAGGAUUGUUACAUGAAGAGGGAAGUGCUUUCUUUUGCAGAAUUGCUGUGACUGGACCAAAAUGGCUUCUUUUUUUUUUUCUUCUUCCCCUUUGGCUUUACAAAUAAAACAUAAACCUACAAUAUGUCAUGUUGUUAGUUAUGUGUGCCUGUUGCAACGGUAUAUAGGUCAGUUUAUAUAUAUGUAUAUAUAUAUAUACAUAUAUAUAAACGAAUCAGCUGAGAUAAUUCUGCUUAGACUAGAACAAUGAAUGGUUUGGAAUUAUGAAAUAUGUCAGUGUUACUCUCACAGGUCCGAGAUAUGGCGUUUUAAUAUUCUGUAAAUGUACCUAUACUACGAACUUAAUGUUAAACUCUGUAACGAAGACACAACUGAAGAAUCAGACUCAAUUUUGUAAAUUAUUUCUUACAGGUAGUUUUGAAAAUAUGUCAAGUUUGGUUUUUUCUUCAUUGUCUUUUAUAAUUUCUUAUAUUCUCCAACAUGUCACAAAAGCAUAAAUCAGUAAAAAAAAAAAAAAAAAAUGUAAACAUAUGGCUGUUUGUUGAAAGUUUUAUUUGGGAUAGCCAGAAGACUACAUGAUUCAUAUUCAUAUUACUGUUGUGUAGGUCGAUCCCAUGAGUUUACAGUGAAGUAUGAAGCGGUUACAGGUGUCACUGGUACUUAUGACACUUUGUUGGUCGUGUGAAUCCCUCAUGAGCUAAAACAAAUGGUUACUGGAACAAAAUAAAACUUUUUUUCAAAAAAAAAGAAAGAAAGAAAUUAUAAUGAGCAUUAUUAUGAUAA